Messenger RNA from Tripterygium wilfordii, 625 nucleotides. RefSeq lists its product as uncharacterized. NCBI's taxonomy places the organism in Eukaryota, Viridiplantae, Streptophyta, Magnoliopsida, Celastrales, Celastraceae. The coding region runs from base 76 to 411 and encodes 111 amino acids. The record is from RefSeq and is a predicted model, not a curated record. The transcript has 2 exons.
UCUGAUGAAGCUCGACUUAAACUCAAUGAAAUUGUUCAUCUUGCAUCCAAUUCUGAACUGAAACGUGAAAUUGUGAUGCGUGAUUUGGAGAAUUUGAAGGAAAAAAUUUUGAAUGAUGAAGCGCAGAUUUCUGUUAGUUCGAGACUAGUUGUUAACAAUACAAGCAAGUUACGUAGCCCUUUAAGUGUUCGCCGGAAAGGUCGUCCAGUAACUAAUCGAAAGGUCUCAAAGAUUGAAAAGAUUACAUGUCGUUUAAAAGCCAAUAAACCAAGUCAGAAGAAGGGAAAAGUGGUGGAGGCUACACCUACUAAAUUAGAGACUAUCCAUGAUGUUCGCGAGAUAGGAGAGUGCAGUCAAAAUGGUGACGGAGAGUGCUGUCAAAAUGGUGAUCUACAAUCCAGACCUAGUUGAGUACGGUGAAUGGAUGAUGGUGAAGAUAAUGCUCCUGAGCUUCUUUAUUUUUUUGGACAUUGUACUGAUUUUACUUUUGAGCAUGUAGGUGAAGAUAAUACUCCCGAGCUUCUUAUUUUUUGGACAUUGUACUGAUUUUAAUUUUGAGCAUGUAGGUGAAGAUCAUGCUCCUGAGCUUCUUGAUCUUUUGGACAUUGUACUGAUUUUAAUUUUG